Zea mays is the source of this 2556-nucleotide messenger RNA. RefSeq lists its product as uncharacterized. Gene Ontology annotation, biological process: tRNA transcription by RNA polymerase III. The coding region runs from base 141 to 2174 and encodes 677 amino acids. The record is from RefSeq and is a predicted model, not a curated record. Gene Ontology annotation, cellular component: nucleus; RNA polymerase III complex. NCBI's taxonomy places the organism in Eukaryota, Viridiplantae, Streptophyta, Magnoliopsida, Poales, Poaceae. The transcript is spliced from 13 exons.
AUAGGUCGAGGAUAUUUUCCAUUAACAUAUUUCCCAUACCCGUCAGUUGAGGUUUUGGGUACCCAUCGCACACCCCUGCUCACGAAACCGUAGGCAUCGCCGCCUCCCCAUACCUACGAAACUAGCAUCCCGCGGCGGCGAUGGCCACCGGCGACAACGACAAGCCCCCGUCGCUUGACGCAGACGUCGACAUGGCCGACCUAGCUUCCCUCGACGCCACGGCCGCUACAUCCGCCGCCGCGGGCGGCGCGCCUUCCACCCGCUUCCGUCCCAAGGCCAAGGGGAAGCCCAGGCCGAAGGCUGAGCCUCCCAGACCCGUACCAGUUGCCGUACCCAAGCCGGAGCCGGAGCCAGAGCCAGAGGCGGUUCCGAUGCCGGAGCCCGAUGCCAACCCCGCGCCGCCACCGGAGGACACGAUGGAGGUCGACGGGGCGGUGGACGCUCCUGGACAUGGGGAGGGGGCGGUGGAGGAGGACUUCGUGUUGCGCGAGAUCGAUGUGUACUUCAACCCCAAGCCCUUCGAAGACGACACCCAGCUGUACAUUAUGCAGUACCCCCUGAGGCCAUGUUGGCGCCCAUAUGAGUUACAUGAGAUAUGUGAAGAGGUUCGUGUGAAGCCAUUGAGUUCAGAAGUUGAAGUUGAUUUGAGUAUCAAUACACAGAGUGAAAAUUAUGACCAAGAGGCACCUUUGAGGCUGACAAAACAGACACUAUCGUCAUCCAAGGCAGUUGAUGUUACUAAUUACGCGGUUGGAGUUCUUAAUGGCAACUUGGUCCAUUUGAAUCAUAUUGAUGCAGUGGUGCAAAUGCGACCAUCAAUGUCACAUAUUAUUUCUGGCCGAGCACAUACUAGGCAGGCUUCACAACCCCGGGAAAUGAAUGGGGGAGCUAGUACCUCGAUGGAUUCAUCUCAUAAGGGAAAUGAGCGCCCUGAAGAUUCCAAGGACCGAGCAGAAGAUUCUGAGCCAUGGAUUUCUCUCAUCUACCAACCAGCAGGAAGCAAUACUGCAACUAAGUACCAUGAUAAGAUGAUAGCAAAUGAGGGUGUGCCUAUUGAUUUCACAAUGAGCUCCUCUUGUUAUUUGACGUCCUUGUGUCCUGGGGCCUCUACUAGCAGAAAGCGUAUCAACAAAUUCCAAGCAAUAAGGGAGAUGCUUUUGCUACCACUGGAAGAACGCCUCAAGAAAUGGUUUACUGAGGUUUCAGGAGUAAAUCGAUUUGAUGCUCUGAAGGACCUUGCUCCAACCUGUUCAGAGGUUGAAAUUUUGAAAAUGCUUCCAGAGUGUGCAUAUUUGGUGCGUGGAUUGUGGGUCUGCAAAAGUUCUUUGUUGUUUGAUGGUGUAUAUUCUGGUCCCAUGGAUAGAAUUCUUCUUGAGUUUACAAAAAGGGAUCCCGUCCCAUCAAAUAUUCUGGAACCAUUUAUCAAUCUGAUUGGCAAUCGUGCUAUGAGAGACUGGAUACUGUCUCCAUUGUGUAAAAGACGUCAAAUUCUGAAGGACCAUAAAUUUAUAUCGGCAGAUUUGUCUUUCAUAAAACGCUAUCCGCAUAUAGUCAAUGAACAAGAGUGUGCUUGGUCUGCUCGGGAGACCACUCUCCGUGAGUCCCUAGAAAUGAGCACUACUUUGGCAAAGAAGACCAUGAAUUCAACCAGACCUAAUGUUGCUUCUAAAGGGCCUCAUUCAAAUAUGAGCAAGGGCAGGGAUGGCCCAUCUCAAGGAAGUGAUGACCUUGCGCGAUCUGUUUUGGGCACUGUUUUCACUGCCAAUAAAGUUCGCAGCAUGCAGGCAGUUGUUAGAGACUUGCGCCAGUUGGCUGCAAAAUAUGCUUCCAAUAGAAAGGAUGGAUCCAAACUGCAAGCUCUGUGCAAUGCUGCAAAAAAUUGUGCAUCGCUGCCUCAUGAUGAGCUGAAUCGAAAAAUACAUCUAGUUGCUGUUCCUGUUCAUAGUGUUUUUGUUGCAAAGCAUGAGGAUAAGCGAGCUCUACGAAACAUAUUUAUUUUGCUCUUCCGUCACAAAGAACCCAAUGGAACAUUGACUAAGCAGGAAGUUGUUGCUGCUGCUGCGAAACAUAUAAAAAGAGAGAUUACUGACAGAGAGUACCAUCAGGUUGUGACGGAGAUCUGCAUUUCUACAGAAGAUGGGCACUUGCUGUUGAAAAAUGGUGAUGAGCCCUGAGUUCGCUAUGAUAUGCCCUGUGAAGGUCCACCAAGGUGGAAUCGUCUCUGAUGCGUAGAAUAGGGUCAUUCGGAGUUUGGGAUUUGGCCGGUGAGAAUGAGUAUUGAUCAGGCAGUUCAAGAUAGCUACAGCAAACUGUUCUAGGUGGCUUUGUCAGCCAUUUUUGGCUCAGCAGUUUUUGCUGGGUGCUAAUUGAGCGGUGUUUUUCGGUUAGUCGUCUUUAUUUGUGUCCAUUGAAUCCUUGCUGGUCUAGCUUGGCGUAAUUCAGUUAGGGAUGUUAUUUUGUCUUUUAAGUGCUGAUAUUGUCUGCCUUAAGUAAAGUAAAGUGGAAACCAUGAACCAAUUCCUCUUUUCUUCUGUCUUUGGUUUAGAGUUCGAUAAA